GGAGGCUCCCGGCUCAGAUCGCCGAAGCGUCGGACUACCGUUGGUUUCUGCAACUUCCUGGAUUAUCCUCGCCAAGGACUUUGCAAUAUAUUUUUCCACCUUUUCUGGAAGAAUUUCGCUGCUUCCCGAAGGUCUUGGACGAGCGCUCUAGCUCUGUGGGAAGGUUUUGGGCUCUCUGGCUCGGAUUUUGCAAUUUCUCCCUGGGGACUGCCGUGGAGCCGCAUCCACUGUGGAUUAUAAUUGCAACAUGACGCUGGAAGAGCUCGUGGCGUGCGACAACGCGGCGCAGAAGAUGCAGACGGUGACCGCCGCGGUGGAGGAGCUUUUGGUGGCCGCUCAGCGCCAGGAUCGCCUCACAGUGGGGGUGUACGAGUCGGCCAAGUUGAUGAAUGUGGACCCAGACAGCGUGGUCCUCUGCCUCUUGGCCAUUGACGAGGAGGAGGAGGAUGACAUCGCCCUGCAAAUCCACUUCACGCUCAUCCAGUCCUUCUGCUGUGACAACGACAUCAACAUCGUGCGGGUGUCGGGCAUGCAGCGCCUGGCGCAGCUCCUGGGAGAGCCGGCCGAGACCCAGGGCACCACCGAGGCCCGAGACCUGCAUUGUCUCCUGGUCACGGUGAGUCGGGCCUCUGCCCUGCCCCGCCACGCCCGGGCACCUGGGCCGGUGUUUGUCAACAAAGUCGGGCUGACUGGUCCUGCACAGCUCAGCGCUCAGCCACGUUUGGCAUGUCCCGUGGGCAGCCGGGCUGGGGCCUCCUCACCCAGGGAGCUAUUUUGAGCCUGACUGUUUUCCCCACACAGGGGCCCCGGGAGAGGGAGGCUCCACUAAACCCCUUCUUUUCCCUCCUACAGAACCCUCACACGGACGCCUGGAAGAGCCACGGCUUGGUGGAGGUAGCCAGCUACUGCGAAGAAAGCCGGGGCAACAACCAGUGGGUCCCCUACAUCUCUCUUCAGGAACGCUGAGGCCCUUCCCAGCAGCAGAAUCUGUUGAGUUGCUGCCAAAAACAAAAAAUACAAUAAAUAUUUGAACCCCCCUCCCCCCCAGCACAAUCCCCCCAAAACAACCCAACCCACGAGACCAUCGGGGGCAGAGUCGUUGGAGACUGAAGAGGAGGAGGAGGAGAAGGGGAGUGAGCGGCCGCCCCCAGGGCGGAGAUCCAGGAGCUGGCGGCCGCCGAUCCGAUGGAGAAGGGGGGACCCAGGCCAGCAGGAGACAGGACCCCCGAAGCUCAGGCCUUGGGAUGGAGCAGAAGCCGGAGUGGCGGGGCACGCUGCCGCCUUCCCCAUCACGGAGGGUCCAGACUGUCCACUCGGGGGUGGAGUGAGACUGACUGCAACCCCCACCCUCCUUGAGACUGGAGCUGGCGUCUGCAGACGAGAGACUUGGUUGAACUUGGUUGGUCCUUGUCUGCACCCUCGACAAGACCACACUUUGGGACUUGGGAGCUGGGGCUGAAGUUGCUCUGUACCCAUGAACUCCCAGUUUGCGAAUUAUAGAGACAAUCUAUUUUGUUACUUGCACUUGUUAUUCGAACCACUGAAAGCGAGAUGGGAAGCAUAGAUAUCUAUAUUUUUAUUUCUACUAUGAGGGCCUUGUAAUAAAUUUCUAAAGCCUC
Molecule: messenger RNA, 1619 nt
Organism: Gorilla gorilla gorilla (western lowland gorilla)
Lineage: Eukaryota; Metazoa; Chordata; Mammalia; Primates; Hominidae
Gene: GADD45B
Product: growth arrest and DNA damage inducible beta
Exons: 3
Coding region: 248-778 (176 amino acids)
Biological process (GO): regulation of cell cycle
Cellular component (GO): cytoplasm; nucleus
Source: RefSeq, a predicted model, not a curated record